Molecule: messenger RNA, 2088 nt
Organism: Sabethes cyaneus
Lineage: Eukaryota; Metazoa; Arthropoda; Insecta; Diptera; Culicidae
Gene: TTLL3B
Product: tubulin glycylase 3B
Exons: 3
Coding region: 1-2088 (695 amino acids)
Biological process (GO): cilium assembly; cilium movement; protein polyglycylation
Cellular component (GO): cilium
Molecular function (GO): protein-glycine ligase activity, initiating
Source: RefSeq, a predicted model, not a curated record
AUGCAUUUAAAAGUUAAAUAUGUUGAAGAUAUAUGGGAUCACGAUCCCGGUGUUGAUCUUGCCGAUGUUACACUGCAGCUAGGAGAGUUAGACAUAACGAAAACUGAAAUAUUUGAGCUGAACACAGAUGUGGACCUAAAGCGGAAUGCUGGCACCGAAAAUGAUAGUGCGGUGAACUCUCAAAAUACGCCAACUAACGAAUCAGCCGACUCAAAACUAAUCCCAAAAAUGAAUACAUUUCCUAGAACGCAAAAAUAUUUACAUGAUGAGUUUAUUCUGAACCAACGAAAGAGACGCUUCUUUCACAAUUACAGCUUCAACUUCCAAAAACAUAAGCAGCUGAAAGAAAAAAUUUCCGCAGCCAUCGAGCGGAAAAACAUAUUUUCCAUUGUCGGUUCAUUUCCGGCUCUACGAAAAGCACUGAAAAAUCGAAAUUGGUUAGAGAAGCAAACCUACAAAAGUGCGCUAGCCCAAGACCUUUCGAUGCACUCGUUACUGCACAAAGCGCAAGAGGGAAAUGAAUUUGAAGAAGCUUUAAUAUCCAAGAUUCUCCGACCGCACAAUGCCGAUUUUAUCUGGCAAAACCGCCACAUUAAAGAAUCCAAAAAAGACCGCUUCUACACCCCAUACCGAAGCAGAAUUUAUUAUGAUCGAGGGUCCGAUUUCACCAUGAAAGAAGGGUUGGUGAAGGUAGUCGAAACCAUCCAAUGGUAUCAAGAGGAAGCCAUUGCUGAGAUGGACUGCCCACGGACGCAUUUACUAGACAGUGAGGAUGCGAUCACCAGAUUUCUGGAAGACUUUCAACUAACGGCUUGUACCAGUUUUCUGUACCAUUUGUCCAAAUAUUUGGACUCAUUGUUCGAAGAAGACGGUAUUAUGACCGUAGAAAUCAUUCAUACCGCAAUGAAGUUUUUCAAGUAUCAUCUGGCAUGCGUGCGCCACGAAGAUAUAGAUUUCCAGGAGUACUGUGAGCCCCUACUAACGCCGGAGGACCGAAGCACGAUAUCGCAAAUCCUUUACGGCGGAGCGCGAUUCAAAAUGCUUCCGGGGUACGAGAUUCUGUCGCUGGUUGCACAGGUGAAAAAGUUAGUGCUGGAAGCGAGCAAACAUUUUCCGGACAUGAAAAUCGACGGAGUGCGAAACGUUUGGAUACUGAAGCCUGGCAAUCGGUGCCGAGGACAGGGGAUAAUGAUAUUCAGUGACGAUCGCAAGCUGCUGGACUACGUCGACAGCAACUCGGAUAUGAAGUACAUCGCACAAAAAUAUAUCGAAAAGCCACUUCUGAUCCACAACACCAAAUUCGAUAUCCGACAGUAUUUCCUGAUUACCUUCACCGGUAAUCAGCUUAAGGUAUGGAUGUAUCGAGACUGUUACCUUCGCUUCAGUUCGCAUGAGUUUAGCUUGGACGAUUUCAACGAGGCCAUCCAUUUGACAAACUACUCAAUUCAGAAAUACUAUGCUGGAGUAACACCACGUAAAUCGGACUGCCCUUUGCCGGCCUGUAACAUGUGGUCUAGUAAGCAAUUUGAACAAUAUCUGCAAUCACUGGAUAAGGGUUACUAUUGGGAGCGUAAGAUCUAUCCGGAUAUGAAGAAGAACGUCUUGGCGAUUGUAUCCGCUAGUUUAGACGGUAUGAAGAUGGAAAGAAAUAUGUUCGAGCUGUACGGAGCUGACUUCAUGGUUACGGAAAAUUUCCGAACAAUGCUAAUAGAGAUCAACUCUAGUCCAGACUUGAGACCAUCCACAGAAGUUACCGAAGUUAUUUGUCCAGCUGUUUUGGAAGAUCUUGUGAAGGUUGUGAUCGAUAACACCAAUGACAAACGCGCGGGUACCGGAUUAUUCGAAUGUAUCUUUUGCAUCGAGAUUCCCCGUUUGGCCCCGUACGGAUAUGGAAUGAUGGUGGAGGGCAGAUCACUGGGUCCGAAAAUAAGAUGCCGCAGCCCAUUGGGACCUACAGGACCACCAAUGUAUUCUUUGAACCGAAGUCGAACAACCAGGACAGCAGCUUCGGCCACGUUGACGGGUUCCACAUCACCAGCAUCGAAGCGUUCGAGUGCCAGCAGCACGACGUCGGAGGCACCACACUGA